ACUAACGCUAGUUCAGUAGCUGCUUUUCUCUCGUCCGUGUCUCUCCUGUUGGGAAGUUGUCAGCGCUCGUCUUGACCGUGCAGCACAGCAGUAUUAUGCAAGCACCGCCCGGAGUGUGGGGGCACCGUGUGAACUGAGUUUCUUUGAAUCAUCUAUAUGGGCCAUCUUCUCUCGAAAAAUGGUUACCGUCUGAAGAAAAGGACACGCAAGCUACAUCACAGGAAGAAGAAGAAGAGGAACUGUUUCCUGCAAGGCCCGUGCAUGCUGUGCUUCAUCGUCCACAGCAACAGCAGCGGUCUUGACGACGACAGCGACCACCUGGAAACUGGUAUCAACGGCAGCGGGUGCCGUCACAACAGCAUCACUGGAAUCAGUGUCCCUGGUGUGGGUGGAGUUGGCAUUGGAGCGGCAGCUGCCUCGAAGCUUGCUGAACGAUACGCAACACUCGCAUCUCCUGAGGACUGCUCCAAGUUCCUGUUGUCACCCCGGGAGCUAGCUAUCUGGGAGGGCCAGGGGAGGAGUCUGCUGUCAGCGGUUCCUGCCAAAUUGAUCCCGUCACCUGCGCUGUUUCGAACAGCUGGGGUGUCUGUGACUGUGUCCAUACCUGUGCCUGUACCUGGCAGCACCAGCGACUACACUGAGAUGGUGUGCAAGAGGAAGUGUUCGGAGGUGCAGAGGUGCACCCCCUGUAAGCAGCCGCGCUGUGCCUUUGCUGCCCCGGAUGGAGGGCUGGAGAACGGAGGAGUGGGAGGGGGCGGGGGAGAGGCCUCGUCGAACUCUGAAACUGGCCACUGCCACCUUCCCCUCUGUCCACUUCCAUCCUCCUCCUCUUCUACUUCUUCUUCAUCCUCCUCUUCCUCCUUACCUGCUGACGGCUGCUGUGGGUUGGGUCUUCAUGCCGAUUUCCCCCACAGUUCAGACUCGUCCCCCUGCUGCCUGCAUCACUAUGACGACUGCCAGGCGAGAGGUUCUGAUGCUGCUGAUCACUUAAGUAUCAACCACCUGCCUUCCUCCAUCCUUCUUAAGGUGCUCUCACACUUGACGGUGAAGGAGCGCUGCCUGUGUGCCUCUCUGGUUUGUAAGUACUGGAGGGACCUCUGCCUGGACUUCCAGUUCUGGAAGCAAAUUGACCUUAGUGGCUUACAACAAGUAAAUGAUGAUCUUCUGGUGAAAAUAGCCUCUCGGAGGCAGAAUGUGACCGAGAUAAACAUCUCAGACUGCCGUGGCGUCCACGACCAUGGUGUUUCAGCACUGGCUUCCCACUGUCCAGGCCUGCAGAAGUAUACAGCAUAUCGUUGCAAGCAGCUGGGUGACAUGUCUCUGUCGGCCUUGGCCACACACUGCCCUCUGCUGGUGAAGGUGCAUGUUGGAAACCAGGACAAACUAACAGAUGAAGCAUUAAAAAAGCUGGGAGAGCACUGCAGUGAGCUGAAGGACAUCCACUUGGGUCAGUGCUACAGUAUCACUGAUGAAGGCAUGGUGGCUUUGGCGAGAGGAUGUCCCAAACUGCAGAGACUCUACUUGCAAGAGAACAAAUUGGUCACUGAUCGGUCCGUGCGAGCGGUUGCAGAGCAUUGUCCUGAGCUGCAGUUUGUUGGCUUCAUGGGAUGCCCUGUGACGUCUCAGGGAGUCAUCCAUCUUACAGCACUACGUAACUUGAGCGUCCUGGACCUGCGGCAUAUCUCUGAGCUGAACAAUGAGACGGUGAUGGAGGUGGUGAGGAAAUGUCGCAACCUCAGCUCACUCAACCUCUGCCUAAACUGGAGCAUUAACGACAGGUGUGUGGAAAUCAUCGCCAAGGAGGGGAGAAGUUUGAAGGAGCUCUAUCUUGUGUCUUGUAAAAUCACAGACCACGCUCUGAUAGCCAUAGGCCAGUACAGCAGUACUAUAGAGACUGUGGAUGCUGGCUGGUGUAAGGACAUCACAGACCAGGGAGCCACACAGAUCGCUCAGAGCAGCAAGUCCCUCCGCUACCUGGGCCUCAUGAGAUGUGACAAGGUGAACGAGGAGACGGUGGAGCGACUGGUGGUCCAGUACCCUCACAUUGUGUUCAGCACAGUGAUGCAGGACUGCAAGAGAACCCUGGAGAGAGCUUAUCAAAUGGGCUGGAGCCCCAACACAUCAAAUACUUCGUAGCUACCGCUGGAUCACGCACAUGCACGCACACAGACCCCAGCAAAUAUACACACACACACACACAUACAGCUCCACCAAGGCCCAUUUUGUGUACAGACACACAUACACAAUAUUUGCAGCUCAGUCAUGUUUCCUUCUCAUUCACAGUUCAAACAUGCAUGUGAACAUGUAGCUCUACACACACUCAUACGCACACACACACACACACACACACACACACACACACACACACACACA
Scomber scombrus (Atlantic mackerel) is the source of this 2373-nucleotide messenger RNA. RefSeq names its product F-box and leucine-rich repeat protein 17 (gene fbxl17). The transcript has 11 exons. The coding region runs from base 157 to 2136 and encodes 659 amino acids. Gene Ontology annotation, cellular component: SCF ubiquitin ligase complex. Gene Ontology annotation, molecular function: protein binding. Gene Ontology annotation, biological process: SCF-dependent proteasomal ubiquitin-dependent protein catabolic process. The record is from RefSeq and is a predicted model, not a curated record. Lineage: Eukaryota; Metazoa; Chordata; Actinopteri; Scombriformes; Scombridae.